This is a messenger RNA of Catharus ustulatus (Swainson's thrush), 2101 nucleotides long. It is a transcript of the gene TNFSF4, whose product is annotated as TNF superfamily member 4. Gene Ontology annotation, molecular function: cytokine activity. Bases 1 to 591 code for a protein of 196 amino acids. The record is from RefSeq and is a predicted model, not a curated record. Lineage: Eukaryota; Metazoa; Chordata; Aves; Passeriformes; Turdidae. The transcript has 3 exons.
AUGGAAGGAGAGCCAGAUGCAGAGCUAGGAGCUGCAGAGCAGAUGCACAACCAGAGGGAGCCUGUGGAGGAUGGAUGGAUGCUGUGGCAGGGAGGACAGGUUAGGAACACGCUGCACCUCGUGUCUGCUGUGGCUCAGUGGAUUUUGCUGCUUGCCUGCCUGAUUUACCUGGGUGUGCAUUUCCUGCAGCCCUCCACGACCCAGAGGGACAAAGUGCUGUGGACCCACAUCCGGUACUCAGGCAGGAGCACCAGAGGAGUAGCCAUGAACCUCACUGCUGAGCUGGGCCACAUGCAGAUCAGGAAUGGCUCCAUCAUGAUCCCCUGUGAUGGCCUCUAUCUUGUGUCCCUGAAAAGCUUCAUCUACCUGGAGGAGAAGGAGGACUGGCUGAGGCUGACCCUGCAGGGCACACACAAGACGAGCAGCAGCACCCUGUGGCAGCAGAUGGUGCACAGCAAUGACACCACAGUGAACCUCACCACAGUGCUCUACCUGUUUGGGGACGACAGCAUCACUCUGUGGACCAGCUCCAAUGCCAACAUCUCAGAUCUGACCUUAAGCCUGGUGUUAAUCACUGAAAACGAGUGCUAGCUGGAGGAGCUGGCACUGAAAUGUAUGGAAAGUACAGACAAACUGUAGGUUUUGUCCUUGUACAAGCAGACUGCUCUAGAACCCCUCCCUGGGGCUGUGGAGUGCAGAUAAACCACAGUGCACACAGGCUUUACAUAGUGCAUGCCUCUUUGGAGCUCUGUGCAGCUGAUUUGCUACCCAGGAUGGACCUUUCCACCACUGGGGAAAGGGAUGUGUGGAGAUCCUUGAGAAGAACAGAAAUGAAAGCCAAAGAAAGUCACCCAAGCUUAGCUCCUGUUCAGAGAAACCCUGGGUUUCUCAGUUUACUUGACAGUAUCUGUACAUAGUAGAAACGUGUUGUGUUUUUUCUCAAAUAAAAGUCUGGUGAGCCAGGAAGAUACCUCAAGUGUCCUGAAGCCACUUGGAGCAGGAAUCUGCCUGGAAAACAGGGAAGAGGCAGCAAGGGAAUGCCUUUGGAGUGAGCCAGAUAAAGUCUGUGAGAGAAGCUGGCAUUUGAGCAGGACUGCACUGGACAGCAGGAGCACUGAGUGUGGAGUUUUGGGGAGCAGAGCCCCACUGGCAGUUCCAGCUGCCUGCAGACUACUGAAGCCUGACCCCAAGGAAGAUCUGGUGGGACAUUUACACCUUGAGAUGUAAGGUGUCAGAUGAAAAUCUCCUUCAAGCACAGACACACACACACUGGCCUGAUCCAAAAGUGAUCCAGGCACAUAAAAAGCAGGGCAAAGAAGACUUGUAGGUUUGGUGAGUUCUCUCUAACAGAUCAACUGGAAGCUGCAGGUCUGAGCAUCCUUUCCUCAGACGGUUCUUGUGGCUGCCCUUGGCUUGCUCCUACAGGCCAGAGAUGCCGAGGCACAGCCUCCUGAGGCACCUGGCACACCUGCCCAGCUCCUGCUGAGCUCUCACUGCUCUCACUGACCCAUCCCUGCUCUCCUUGCAGCCUGGGGCUGCUGGAGACAAGCCCUGCCCUCAGCACAGCCAGCAGCUGUGGGAUUUUGGGUUGAAGGGAGGCAGGUUCUAAGGGGAAGUUGACUUGACUACGUCUCCCCAUGAACUCCAUCCACAUUUCAGCGUGCACACUCCAAAGUCUUCUGUUCAAAGUAUUUAUGUAUUCAAAUGGUAGGCACAAGAAUGUUACAUCAGAUUUCUCAGAAACACUGGGAAGGGUUCAGAUCAGGUUGUCAGCACUGAACUCCUCUUUGAAAAUGCUCCCAAUGCUCUGGACUGCUCCUGCUUUGCAGCACCCACACCUGGACUGUCCUACUCAGGUGCUACAGGAAACUAAGGACAUCCUCCAGGUUUUGGAGAGCUUUCCUGGGCUUUAGGCUAAUGAACUUCCCUACCUGGGCCAGGGGAAACUGGCUGGAGCAGUUCACUCAUAUGUGCCAAGAACAGCUUUUCUCCUCUCAGCUGAGAAGCUGUGGCUGACUUGCACCCACAGGAUGCUCAUCAUUAAGGGAUAUUUUGGGCUUUUAACUCUGGCCACGCUCACCACCACGGGAACUGAAGGCAG